AUAAAUAAAUAGGGUUUUCUCAUUGCUUUAGCUUUCUUUGUCCAUAUCAAAAUCACGGAGAAAAAUAUAGCCUCAAACCUCUCGUUUUCUCUUUAGAUCUUUUUUCUCUCUCUCAUUAACACAAAGGAUUCACUCAAGAUUCAAAGGGUUUCACCGUUUUCCUUUUUCUGAGGGAUUUUCCGAUCCUUUCUUUCUGAACCUCGAGGGAAGUAUUUCACAUACUGUGCAAUACAGAAAUCAGGGAAUGCAGAGAGAUGUGUGUGCACGCUGGAAAUUCAAUCUGUGAAGAUUUUUCAAUCUCCUCUCUUUAUAGAUAUCCCUUGUCGGCCCUUGACGAGGUUGAAUAUGUCGUUUGCAGCAGAUUCAUGCUUUCUCCUCAGAUCCAUUAUAAAUCUACUAGCAGUAGAAUAUUUGCCAUGCUAAAGCACGAAACUGUGGACGACGGUUGAGUUGUCUGGUCAGUUGAAAUCAACAUCUUCCAUUGAAGUAGCACAAAACUUUUUUAUUUUAUCAUUGGACCGACAGUUUUAAGUAGAAAUGGAGAAGAAGGGAAGUAUUUUGUUGGAAAGGUAUGAGUUGGGCAAAUUGUUAGGGCAAGGAAACUUUGCUAAGGUUUACUAUGCUAAGGACAUAAAAACGGGACAAAAUGUAGCUAUCAAGGUUAUUGACAAGGAAAAAACUUUGAAAGCCGGGCUAAAUGAGCAGAUCAAGAGAGAAAUUUCUGUCAUGAAGUUGGUGAAGCACCAAAAUGUCUUGCAACUUUUUGAGGUUAUGGCUACAAAGAGCAAGAUCUACAUUGUAUUGGAAUAUGCAAAAGGCGGUGAGCUCUUCAACAAGGUGGCCAAAGGCCGGCUCAAGGAGGACAUUGCAAGGUGGAUUUUCCAACAGCUGAUCAGUGCUGUGGAUUGUUGCCACAGCAGAGGUGUUUAUCACCGUGAUCUGAAACUCGAAAACUUGCUGAUUGACGAGGAUGGGAGUUUGAAGGUUUCAGAUUUCGGGUUAAGUGCUCUUGCUGACUCAAAACGGCAAGAUGGGUUGCUGCAUACGAUGUGUGGGACCCCUGCUUAUGUAGCUCCUGAGGUGAUCAAUCGAAGAGGUUAUGAUGGAGCUAAAGCUGAUGUGUGGUCUUGUGGGGUUAUCUUGUAUGUUUUGCUUGCUGGUCAUCUCCCCUUUCAAGAUUCAAACUUGAUUGAGAUGUAUAAGAAGAUAACCCGGGCUGAUUAUCGGUGCCCGAAUUGGUUCCCUCCUGAGGUCCGGAGACUUCUGAUAAAGAUACUUGAUCCAAACCCGAAUACUCGGAUACCCAUCAGUAAAAUCAUGGAGAACUCUUGGUUCAAGAAAGGGUUAGGGAGUAGACCUGCAAAAGUACCCAAGGUGGAACCCACGAUCAAGUCAUUUGAGAAGAAACAGCCUGAGUUCUCAAGGCCAUCGAACCUGAAUGCUUUCGAUAUCAUCUCCUUGUCCUCGGGACUAAACUUGUCGGGUUUAUUCGUUGGGGAUGAUCGAAGGGAAGAUGUCCGUUUUACAUCUUUGCAACCCGCAUCUGUUAUAGUGUCUAAGCUCGAGGAAGUUGCUACAAAUUCGAAACUCAAGGUAGCUAAAAAAGAUGGAGGAUCCUUGAAGCUAGUCGGGCCAGGAAGUAGAAAGGAGGAAAUAGCCAUUGAUGUGGACAUAUUCGAGGUGACACCGUCUUUUCACGUGGUCGAGAUGAAGAUGAUCAAUGGUAAUACUUUGGAUUAUCAGAAGGUGUUGAAACAUGACAUGCAGCCUGCUUUGAAGGAUAUUGUUUGUGUUUGGCAAGGUGACAACCAACUUCAACUACAAAGACAAGAGAUGCAUCCUAACUGCAACCCUUCUCAAACUGGAAUUAAUGUAUUUUAGAUUGAUGUUGAUUUAGCAUUAGUUAUUCCGUGUUCUGCUUACAAUUGUGAGUAGUUCUAAUGUUUUCUGUGAUUCUGUCAUUUAGAAUUGUUGAACUAUGAGGUUCUGAUUUCUGUCCUCUGAUGUUUAAAUAUUAAGAGUUAAUGAGAAAAAUGUCAUAGCUUUUCCAUA
This is a messenger RNA of Beta vulgaris subsp. vulgaris (sugar beet), 2052 nucleotides long. Its product is annotated as CBL-interacting protein kinase 18. Gene Ontology annotation, biological process: signal transduction; protein phosphorylation. Bases 538 to 1881 code for a protein of 447 amino acids. Gene Ontology annotation, molecular function: ATP binding; protein kinase activity. The record is from RefSeq and is a predicted model, not a curated record. Lineage: Eukaryota; Viridiplantae; Streptophyta; Magnoliopsida; Caryophyllales; Amaranthaceae. The transcript has 2 exons.